UGACAUGGAAAGCACCAUGUACUGACAGAUCCUCAUGUUGGAGCCUCCUCAGGAUCCGGGCAGUGGUUCCCAUGUUUUUGGGCCUCCCAGUCCCAGCGGAUGUUAAUGUGUCACCAGUGAGUCGGCUGCCUGACCUUUGGCUCGGAGAUGUUUCAGCUGUGAGUCGAGUGGAGCAGGAGGGUUAAAGCAGGAGACAAACCCACAGCAGCAGGACGGUCACAUCUUCACAGCAUCCCCAUCCCUCCAGCCGUGAAUUUCCAAACAGACCUCGUUGGAGAUGGAGACAAAUGUGGAACAAACGCCGGCGAGUCCCACCUCGAGCCAAACUCCUGUCAAGACCUGGCUGCCCUCCAGUACAAGAGGAGCCACCAGGACUCUCGGCGACACCACUUCCCGUUUCCACGGUGACGGGGUCCGUUACAAAGCCAAGCUGAUCGGCGUUGACCCGGUACCGAGCGCUGAGGGAGAGAAGAUGUGCUGGGACUCUAUGAUGAAGCUGAAGGGAAUUGAAGUUGCUUCGAGGAAACAGGGCAAACACAAGCAGAGGGUUUGGCUCCAGGUUUCCUCUGCUGGUCUGAAGAUGGUGGAUGAGCGGACAGGGGCUGAAAUUCAAACUCAUGACAGGAGUAAAAUCAGUUCUUUGACUAAAGAUGAAUCGGACCCCAGAGCUCUGGCCUACGUCUACGAACACCAGGAGGACAUCUACUACCUCUACUACAUCAAAACUGCCAACCUGGCUGAUCCAGUGCUGGGCGCCAUCAGGGAGGUUUGUCAGGGUGUACAUGAACAGACUCAGGAACCAGUGGAGGCUCCACCACAGCAGGACAUCGCAUUACUGCCUCUAGAUGAGACUUCUCCACCACCUGGGGGACCACGUCAUGAGGAUGUGUUCAGUCCACGGCCGGCGUCUCCACCAGCACAGUCGAAACCGCUCUCGCCCGCUCAGGAGCUGAUGCAGGUUUUCUCUGUCCAGAUGGAAAAGCCGAUGACUCCAGACCAGAUCCCACAUACCAGUCCACCAGUUUCAGAGGCUCCACUACCGCCCGCUCUGUCCAACUCUCAGAUCCUGUCCAUGUUCGCCCCUCAGCCAGCAGGAAGCCCCCCAUACUCCCCCACCGCCGCCAUGCCCUGGGGACAGCAGGGCAUUCUGGGAGGCCAAUGGGCAGGUCCAGUGGGGGGUCCAGUCGGAGCCCCGUGGCCCUCCGUGCCUGGCAGCGUGGCAGCGUGGCCCCCAGCGACGCCCCCUGCAGGCAGCCCCGGUCAGGUGCCAGGCAUGAGGAGCCCUGCCUCCCCCACUGUCGCCAACGGAUACCAGACACCUUCAGCACCGCUCUACCCCCCCACCAGAGAAACGACACCACAGGCCCCCACCUCACAGCAGGACUUCCUUCUGUGA
Messenger RNA from Sphaeramia orbicularis (orbiculate cardinalfish), 1396 nucleotides. Its product is annotated as disabled homolog 1-like. Gene Ontology annotation, cellular component: cytoplasm. Bases 278 to 1396 code for a protein of 372 amino acids. The record is from RefSeq and is a predicted model, not a curated record. The transcript is spliced from 10 exons. Lineage: Eukaryota; Metazoa; Chordata; Actinopteri; Kurtiformes; Apogonidae.